This is a messenger RNA of Diaporthe citri, 987 nucleotides long. RefSeq lists its product as uncharacterized. NCBI's taxonomy places the organism in Eukaryota, Fungi, Ascomycota, Sordariomycetes, Diaporthales, Diaporthaceae. The record is from RefSeq and is a predicted model, not a curated record. The transcript has 3 exons. Bases 1 to 987 code for a protein of 328 amino acids.
AUGGCGACGGAACACCAGAUGACCCUGGGCUCGUGGCAGCCCAGGAGAGCAGAGUGCUACCAGACGGGCUCGUUGACCCCGGAGGCAAGGGGCUGCUCGGUGGAGGAGCGCCUCGCGGGUACUGAUGGCGUCCCCGUGGAGCCGCUCGAGACCGGCCCAGAAGGUGAGGUUGUGCUCGGCCCUGGGGUGUCACUCGAGGCCGGGCUCGACACCUCUACUGAGCUACUUGGGCCUUCUCCAGCUGACGUGACAGAGCUAGAGGCCGGUGGGUUCGUCGCGCUGCUCUGCGGCUCCGGGCUAAUUGAACUUGCCACGGAAGAGCCGGCUAGUUGCGAUGAAGUAUCCAGUGAUGAACUAGGAAGACUUGUGCCUGAAGAUAGCAGGGGAUUCGUAUUGGUUGGCUGUGCCUUGGAGAAGGGAGCCGACGCUGUGUUUGACGUGCUCGGUGCUCCAGUUGAAAGCCCAGGCCCGGUCAGUGUACCGGACAAUGGUGGCGAUGAAGGACCAGGACGACCAGCAGAUGGCGACGAAGCACUCUCGGACAAGUUCUCCGAGGAAGUGGAGGCGGGGACGGAACUCGAAGGCCCCUCACUCUCUCCGCUCGACACGGAGCUUGUUGGCAGACUGGAGAUGACACUGUUUGAUGCCGAGCUCGGCGGUUCCGUCAUGGAGACGCUCAGACUUUCGCUGCUACUCGGGCUGGGAACUCCGAGGGACUCGGACGGAGUAGAAGCUCCAGGUGAUGAAGCAGACACGGCCCCACUGGUUGAAGUCGGCAAGCCCGGGGUAGCAGUGCCAGAACUUGAACUUCCAGAUGAGGUAAUCGACGAUUCGGUGCUCUGCCCUGUGCUUAGACUUGUGCUUAGACUCGCGGAGGUCGAUAAAGUCUCAGUGGUGGAAGAUGGAGACAAAGUAUUACUCUCCCGACUCGUAGGGCUUGUCUCGACGGCAGAGCUGGCGAUACUGCUCGCCGAUCCUGAGGGCUGA